AUGGCAGACCAGGAACACAUUCCCCAAUUUAUGCCGGCAGUCCAUCUACCCCCUGGACCCUACGAUCCGUCUUCUCCUCCGCCCGCUUCCUCUCUGAUCUAUGACCCCAAAUUCCCAACCCCUCAACCAAACCCAUCUCAAUACCUGAUAAAAGUGCUCAGCACCGCCCUGUGCCGUGAUGAACUCACCUGGCCUGAAGUCAUAUCUAAUUCUCGCGCCUACCAGCCUCCUAUCCCAGGCUACGACGUUUGUGGUACCAUUCUCUCAACACCGUCAGAUGACGAACAUACUUACGACGGCCCUAAGUUCAAAGUUGGCGAUGAGGUUUUCGGAUGGUUGAGCGUGCAUAGAGGAGGAGGGGCCGCUGAUUGUGCUUUGGCAGAGGAGAACGAGCUAGCAUUCAAGCCGAAGAACGUAACAAGCGUCGAGGCAGCGAGCAUUCCUCUAUCUGCCAUGACUGCAUGGCAGGCUUUUUUCGCCCACGGAAAUCUAAAGCAUAUUGCAGACAAGUGUGGACACCUGGACAGUGAAGUAGUGCGAGAUGACUGUAUGGAUGAAAAUGGCAAAGAAGGGGUCAAGCAACUGCAGCCUCGCGGCGAGCCUGUCCGAGUGCUGAUAACCAAUGCAUCUGGCGGAGUGGGAGUACAGGCCCUUCAGCUCUUACGGUCAAAGACUCUAUUCGGAGACCAGAAGUUCUGGAUAUGCGGUACAUGUUCAAGCCGCAAUGCAACCUUUUUGAAAGACACCUUGCACAUCGAUGAAGUUAUCGACUACACCGUUAACCCGGAUUUGAGUGAAGCCUUUAAAUCAAAGGGCUGGCAGCCUGUUGACUUUGUGUUUGACUGUAUAGGGGGUCAGUCGCUGAAGCAAGCCCAUUCCCCAGCCGUCAUUUGUGAUAAUGGCUCGAUAGUUAGUGUGGCACAUCCACUCAAGGAGGAGUGGGGAGAUUUGGGAAUUGAAAAGAGAGGGUUGAGCAGCCGAUAUUUUAUCAUCGAGUUAAAUGGGAAGCAACUGGAGAAGAUUGGUACGCUAGUAGAAAAAGGCGAAGUCAGGGGCUUUGUUGACAGUGUCUUUGAGCUGCACAGAGCCAGAGAAGCCAUGGAGCUGGUUGAAUCGAAGAGGGUUCGAGGAAAGGUCGUCUUGAAGGUUAACUAG
This is a messenger RNA of Trichophyton benhamiae CBS 112371, 1155 nucleotides long. RefSeq names its product zinc-containing alcohol dehydrogenase, putative. The record is from RefSeq and is a predicted model, not a curated record. The transcript has a single exon. The coding region runs from base 1 to 1155 and encodes 384 amino acids. Lineage: Eukaryota; Fungi; Ascomycota; Eurotiomycetes; Onygenales; Arthrodermataceae. Gene Ontology annotation, molecular function: oxidoreductase activity.